Messenger RNA from Misgurnus anguillicaudatus (oriental weatherfish), 2068 nucleotides. RefSeq lists its product as uncharacterized. The record is from RefSeq and is a predicted model, not a curated record. Lineage: Eukaryota; Metazoa; Chordata; Actinopteri; Cypriniformes; Cobitidae.
UAAGUGAUAUCGAAUGAAAAAUGCGUUAUGGAAACAGUAAAAUUCGAUUAAAUUUCACGAAUAUCGACUCAAAAGAAAUACGUUCGAUCUCAUCGGAUUUUAUCUUGAUCGAUUUAUGGCUUAUGCGAUAAACGCCGAUGGAAACGUUAUUUGCCGAAUAAAUAAUGAUUUGCGAUUAAGGUUUAGGUCCUUUUAUGGUUGCAACCCGCCACAAAACGAAGAAGAAGUUGUUUUAUGUCAUUUCCGCCCAGUAUUUCCGCUCUGUUUGCACAAAUGGCGGGUGUCAACAAAGACAGAUGUAAGUGGACAAACGAGGAGACGAGAUACUUUUUAAAUUUAAUUUACGAGAGAAACAUAACGGCUAUUUUAGACAGCAAAAAUUUAAGAAAUGCAAUCAUUUAUCAGGAACUGGCGAAAGAAAUGUCAAACAAUGGUUACGACAACAAGCCGUGGGACGUCCUCCGGAGUAAAUGGAAGGCGCUCAAACAGCGAUAUAUGUUUCAAAAAAGACAGUUAUCACGCAGCGGUGCCGGAGGGAAAAUAAAAGGCAAGUUCGACUUUUUUGAUGAGAUGGAUCAGAUCCUCGGCCAAAGACCCAUCGUAGCUUCCUUGGAUUCUAUUAUUAACAGCUCAGCCGAGACUUCAAUUACUGAUGAUAAGAGCAAUGAUGAGGGAGAGGUUACAGAGUCCGUUACAGAAGAGUCAGGAGAUGGAACAUGCAGCUUGAGUGAUGCCAGCGUGUCAGCAACCACGGAAGCACUAGACAAAUCCUUGCCCAUUGAAGAACCGGCCACACAGAGUAACCCACCAAGAUUAUGGCAACGCCAGUCAAAGAGAGACCAAAGAAAGAAUGAUGCCGGGGAGAUGAGAUCCUUCUACAUGUCCUUUCUCGAUCAACAACGUGAGCAGGCAGCACAAGAUCAAAAAUCAUUGGAGUCCAUCACCACGGUCAUUUCACAGGCAGUUCAGUGUCUUGAGCGGUGUGCCAAUGCUGCCGAGAGGCAUGCAGAAGCCACUCAAGUCAUUGCUGACAUGAGCCAACAACAAAAUAGGGUCAAUUACAGUACAUUUCAAGGCCAACACCGAUUUAACUACCACCACGCUCCACAUCCACCCACUCCCCAACCACCCACAUCUGAUGCUGCACACUCACCUCCUCACAUGGAAUCUAGCUUGCCAUUCACUGCUUAUCUUAACUUACCGUAGAGUAAGUUGUUAAAGGUGGAGUCAAUAAUUCUGGACAAUGCUUGUUGUCAAAAUCAGUAAAUAUCUCCUCACGAUCCGCUAUCAGAGCCUAGGCUAUGUAUUAACACUGGACUUUUUUCAGCACACACAAACAGACAGGUAGUGGAUCAUGAGGUGAUAUUCACUGAUUUUAACCAAAAGUUAUUUUGACAACAAGCUUUCUCCAGAACUGACACCACCUUUUUAAGAGCCAAAUCAUUCUGUGAGGGGAAUACAGUUCCAGAAUUUGUUACUGAUUUACUGAUUUGUUACUGUUUUCUUAAGUGUAUCUUAAAAUGGCACAUUUUUUUUAAACUAAAAUGGCACUUUGGAUGUUACUGAAAGUUUUAUUCAGUUGUAUUUUUAAAUGGCACUUUUAGUGUGUUUGUACAGGAGGGUAGGGGAAUGUUGUAAGUACUUUGAAUGUUGUAAACCUUAAACACACUUUAAGAGAGUUAUGAGAGCUAGGAGAAAAGUUAUUGACUUUGUUUAGUAUUUUAAAAUACAGAACAAUUAAUUGAGCAUUGAGUGUUUCUUUUGAAUUGUACAAUGUGGAACUGUUUACAUUAUAUAUUUGUUUAUUUUUCCAAUGGAAACACUGUACUGAAAAUGCACUGUUAAGAUUUUGUUGCCAUAUGUGUGUUCAUAUGUCAUUCUGUGCCAGCUUCCUGAUAAAAAACAUGAAAUAAAGCUGAAAGACUAGUUUGUUAGCAAAGAGAUUCCCUUGCAUUGUUUGUUGUUACAAACUCCUACGCUAUGCUGUUUUUGAAAAUGUGCUGUAGCUUUACCAGGCUGGCCACUUGUCUAAAGCACAAUCACUACUCUAUUCAAAUUAUAUUGCUAU